AUGUUAAGAUUAACGUGUGUUUGCCUUUGUCUUCUUGCUCUCAGAAAUGGGAAAGAAAAUUUCGUUAGAUCUUGGUUGCUGCCUCAUUUGGGGCAGUAUUCAGGGUCUUCUAAUAACAUAAUGGAAGAUAAUCAGUGGCAAGGUCGUCAGCAUUUUCUUCUGGACUUACUGCUGCAAGUACAUAAGCCCUUGCUGCACGAGAAGCUCAUUGCUAUGGGUGACCAACUGAAUGAGGAUCCAGAGGAAUAUAAAGAGGGCACCUGGAGAUAUAUUAAUGACUUUCAGGAGCGUGUGCAUCAGAAUCGAGUGCCAGGACCUUUUAGCAUCAUCAAUCAGCUGGAUGAGGAAAUGCCCAAGAAUUUGUUAGGAGUCUAUCGUUUUCUGACCAUGGCCAGGGAUUGGUUUUCCUUUCAAAGAAAUGCCUGUUAUGCCAGGAUUCACUUUCAUCCUCUGCUCUUUGUCAAUGCUCUGCAGAUGGCUGUGGUCGAGAGGGAGGAUACCAAAGAUCUGCAAAUGCCAGCCAUGUACGAGGUGCUGCCACAGCUAUAUUUCGAGAAGGAAGUGAUACUGGCAGCCCAGGAUGUGGCUUGGCAUCAAUUGACUCCCAUUAGAAUGGUGACUCCAAAACGAAGAUGGAGGGAUAUACUCUUGGGGUAUCGAAGUCCCAGGCAAUCUUUUUCAGAAGAGGAACCCAUGACAACGGAUCCCUUGAUCAUUGAUAAUGAAAGAAAGUUGUCUUAUCUCAGUCUGGACUUGGAACUUAAUUCGCACUGGAAUAGCCUGAUAAAUCGCUUGGUUAUAUCCAUUGAAGAAGGAAAAGAGCGUCUGAAUGAUCCUAUUAUUAUAGAUGGCGAUCGCCUGGUUGCCUUUCGAGGCUCCUUCGAUGAAGUCAAUUAUAGGAAUCAUAUGGAUAUGGAAUCAAAUUAUCAUAACUCUAAAGUAUAUCUGCAUAACCUACAGCAAUUUGUGGCUGCCUUGACUAUGGAAGACUUGGCUACUGGGCAAAGAUCUAUGGACUUGAUUGAUCCGCCUCUGCUAACAACAGGUGGUGUUCCCUAUAAGGGAACCUCUUUGAAUAUCCAAGCUGUUAGACAUAUCUUAGACUUGUCUUUAGAGGAUUUAAAAAUCCAAAUUGACAUGGCUGUGAAACAUAAUAACCAUUCUUUGGAUAAUCUAAAGAUUGCAGGACAAAUAAUAGCUACUAACUACCUUCAUAUUUGUCGCCAACUAAGUCUGGCUGUGAAUGGAAAUGCCAGAAAUCAAGCUAAUAUGCUGGGUUUGCCUACGGCCAACCUUAGAGAUCCAAUCUAUAGAUCCCUGCUCUUUAGAUUGAAUGAUAUUUUAGGGAGCUAUGAAACGAGGGAUGUUUAUAAAGUAGGAGGAGAAAGACAGUCCCCGAAAAUAGUUGAUAUUAAAGUUAGUAACCUGCUAACUUAUGAGGAAACCAUAAACACAGAUCUCAUCAAUCUUAUUGACCAGCAACUCCUGCAAUCGCAGCGAAAUAAUUUGCAGUUUCUGCGACGCCACCUUAUGGCCAGGCAACGUCGCCUUAAUCAUCAUCCUUUUAGUAUAAGCCUGGCUAUAACAGCUCCAGCAGAGAAGACAGUCCUUGUAAGAUUGUAUUUACUUUUACCUUAUCAAUCAAGACCACUUUUCCACCUAGACAGCUUUAAAUGUUCCUUAAAAAAGGGAUUAAAUCAAAUUCAUCGCCUUUACCCAUCAGCUGUUCACGAACCAACUCUAAGCCAACUCUAUGAGGCCAAUUAUCCAUCAGCAGAGGUAACCCCAUCCAUCCGAUUUCCUCCACAUCUUCUAUUACCAAGGGGAACUACAGAAGGCCUCAAACUUCAAUUAGUUGUGCAACUCACAGCUUGGUCUGGCUCGGAGAUGGAGUUUGAUGGGGUGUCUGACCCUGUCCUGGCCGAAAAUCUAAAGGAUGUGAUAAUCUUUCAUCAGCAGGCCUGAAACUAUUAUGCGAUAAUAUAUGCUAAGUGCCUAAAGUUGUUAAUUGAAUACUCAAUUGUAGAAACUCAUAUGUGUGGGAGUGAGUAAGAUUAUAUUAGGAGUGAGCUUUUGUAUCAAUGUAGUUUUCCAAGCAAGCACGUAAUCCAAAUUAAAAUGGUUAACGAGAACUAGAAUUAAUCCAUUUAAUCUUUUUAUAACGGAAAUAUAAUUUUGGAGACGUACUCUUAAAUAUUUUCUUAAAAAUAAACCAUUUAAUUCAUAAGAAAAUAAGAUUUUAAGUGAAGGUUAAGUCAACAGACUUGAAACGAAAACACCAAACCUAACUCAAAAACAAACUCUUUAAAAUCAAAUUAAAUUCUUUUGAAAACUAUGUCUUUCCAUUUAAAAGAAACAUAUAUAUCUAUUUAACCUUCCUAUUUGAUCAU
This is a messenger RNA of Drosophila eugracilis, 2390 nucleotides long. RefSeq names its product larval serum protein 1 gamma chain. The record is from RefSeq and is a predicted model, not a curated record. The coding region runs from base 1 to 1965 and encodes 654 amino acids. Lineage: Eukaryota; Metazoa; Arthropoda; Insecta; Diptera; Drosophilidae. The transcript has 2 exons.